This is a messenger RNA of Camponotus floridanus (Florida carpenter ant), 1050 nucleotides long. RefSeq names its product neutrophil collagenase-like. The transcript is spliced from 2 exons. Gene Ontology annotation, molecular function: metalloendopeptidase activity; zinc ion binding. Bases 1 to 1050 code for a protein of 349 amino acids. The record is from RefSeq and is a predicted model, not a curated record. Gene Ontology annotation, biological process: proteolysis. Gene Ontology annotation, cellular component: extracellular matrix. Lineage: Eukaryota; Metazoa; Arthropoda; Insecta; Hymenoptera; Formicidae.
AUGACGCGCGUCGCGUUAUCGCUCGCGCUGACGAUAUCCCUGCUCGCGACCGUCGCGGUGGCGCUGACCUACGAUGACGUCGCGGAGGCGUCUCGUUAUCUUCGAACCUACGGCUUUCUGCAGAACGAGGAGAAUCAUCAGCAGUCGUCGCUAUUGGACAACGCGACCGCCCUGAGCGAAGCGCUAUCAUUGUUUCAGGAAUACUACGGUCUGCCGGGAAACAGCGUUCUGACCGUGGAAACGAUUCGCGUCAUGCGCAGGCCGCGAUGCGGCGUCGAGGACAUUCACGCUUACAGCCCGUUGACGAGAAAGUGGCCGAGGACGCAUCUCACGUGGAACUUCAAACUAGCGAACAGAGAUACUCUGCGCACGACUCAGAGCGCGUUUGCUCUGUGGUCCGAGCAAUCCUCUCUGACGUUCUCGCGCGACCCGCUGCGCCCCGAUAUACUGAUAUCCUAUCAAUCCGGCGCUCACGCGUACGAGAACAGCGACAACGGGGGCCUGGUCAGCGCACAUCACGCUGACCAGGCCCCCGUCGGACAGGCUAGACCCUCGGGCGAUAUCGCGAUAUUCGCCGGCGAUUACGUCUACCUCGCCGAUUCGAAUUUUCAUCUUAAAGCGGGAUGGCCUAGAUCCGUCGAAUACGUCGAAUUUCCCCGCGACGCUAGAAUAAACGCCGCGAUAAACACGCACGUCAGGCGCAGCUACGUCAUAUACAACGACGAUAAAAUAGCCGAGAUAAAUGACUGCGCGAUGACCGUCGCGAGGCACAACGCUCUGCGGGAUAUGUUUUCCGGGAUACCAUUCGCGAUAACGGCGGCCUUUCGCCACGUCGACGGUAAUCUCUAUUUUCUGAAGAAACGCGAGUAUUACGCGUACAGCGAGUUCAUCGACGCGAUAACGGCCCGUCCCUUCGAUCUUAGUAUACUGGGAAUAGAAUGCCCCGCCGAUGGCAUUCUGCAUCGAUUGAGCGAACUCGUCUCCAAGCUGUAUCGUCUGGAAUACGCGUCCUUCGAAAGACCGCGCAACGACGACGACGAUGACGACUAA